Cooperia oncophora is the source of this 1611-nucleotide messenger RNA. The record is from the annotation of a GenBank genome assembly. Lineage: Eukaryota; Metazoa; Nematoda; Chromadorea; Rhabditida; Trichostrongylidae.
UUGCCACUCGUCAAUCGAUAUAUCGAUCAACUUCAGGCAAAUGCUGCCGAUUUCAUCAAAAAACUUCCUGAUGGUUACGGUACUCGCGUAGGCGAACGAGGUGUGCAACUAAGUGGCGGACAAAAACAACGAAUUGCCAUUGCACGUGCAAUCAUCAAAAACCCUAAGAUUCUUCUGCUCGACGAGGCUACCAGUGCGCUGGAUACCGAGGCGGAGGCGAUCGUACAAGAAGCUUUGGAGAAGGCUCAAAAAGGCCGAACGACCGUUAUCGUUGCGCAUCGCUUGUCUACCAUUAGAAAUGUGGAUCAGAUUUUUGUUUUCAAAGGCACGCAUGCUGAACUGAUGCAGAAACAAGGAGCUUUCUACGAUAUGACUCAGGCUCAGGUUCUGCGACAGGAGAAGGAAGUAGAAGUCCCAGGGAGCGAUGCAGAGUCCGAUAUUCUCUCACCAGACAGUUUGACUCGCUUUGACACACUUCGAUCGCGGAAAGCAUCUACGAGGAGCGCAAUCUCAGCAGUCUCCAGCGUUAAAAGUAUGCAGCUCGAAAUGGAGGACCUUCGUGCCAAACCGACCCCAAUGUCCAAAGUGUUCUCUUUCAAUCGCGACAAAUGGGGAUUUUUCGUCUUAGGACUCAUCGCCUGUAUCAUUACCGGUACGGUAACACCGGUAUUUGCACUUUUAUAUGCACAAAUCAUCCAGGUGUACUCAGAGCCUGUGGAUCAAAUGAAAGGCGACGUGUUGUUUUGGUGUGGAGCAUUCAUUGUUAUUGGUAUCAUACAUGCAACCGGAUUCUUCUUCUCGGCAAUCUGUCUGGGACGUUGUGGCGAAUCGUUGACGAAGAAGUUGCGUUUCGAAGCUUUCAAGAAUCUUCUUCGACAAGAUAUUGGGUUCUAUGACGAUAUCAGGCAUGGCACUGGCAAACUCUGCACACGUUUCGCUACCGACGCACCGAAUGUCCGAUAUGUAUUUACUCGACUCCCAGGCGUGAUUUCGUCAGGGGUGACUAUAAUCGGAGCGCUGGUCAUUGGAUUCGUCUUUGGUUGGCAAUUAGCUUUGAUUCUUAUGCUCAUGGUGCCGCUAAUCAUCGGCAGUGGUUACUUCGAAAUGCAAAUGCAGUACGGUAAGAAGAUGCGUGACACGGAACUUCUGGAAGAAGCCGGCAAGGUAGCAUCUCAAGCCGUGGAGAAUAUUCGUACUGUUCAUGCUUUGAAUCGACAAGAACAAUUCCAUUUUAUGUAUUGCGAAUACCUGAAGGAACCUCAUCGAGAGAAUCUUUGCCAAGCGCACACAUACGCCGGUGUAUUCGCAUUUUCACAAUCGUUGAUAUUCUUCAUGUAUGCGGUGGCAUUUUGGACUGGUUCAAUCUUCGUGGACAACCACAAUAUGCAACCGACAGACGUCUAUCGGGUAUUUUUCGCGUUCAUGUUCUGCGGUCAAAUGGUCGGCAAUAUCUCUUCGUUUAUCCCGGAUGUGGUGAAAGCCCGCUGUGCAGCAUCGUUACUGUUUUACCUUAUCGAACAUCCAUCGGAGAUCGACAAUCUGUCUGAAGAUGGUGUCAGAAAGGUAGGCCGAAGCUCAGUCCUCAAUUCUUCGUGCUAUGUAUCAUCCUGA